UUAUUAUGACAACGCUCGUACUGGAGGGGUAAAAAUCAAUAGCGAAGGUGUGUGUAUGUGUGUAUAUUGGGAAAUUUCUCAAUCGUUUGUAAAUUUUUGUUUGUACAUAUUGUGAUCACCCAGAGUUAAUAAACAGUAUAUAUACAACCAUGAGUCGUUUUGGCCCAAGCAACCCUAUUACCCCAAAUUACAUGUUGGGAUCAUCCAGCCAGAUGACACACCUUAGAAACAAACGAGUAGUUGACGGUCUUCCCCACGUGUGCGCAGACGGACACAGUCACGCCACUGAAUCAGAGGUCGUCGCGUGCAUUGAGGCUCACAAGGUGUAUGUCUGCUCGAGUAACCACAUGCACACGGAAAAAUCACAGGCUGAUAACUGCGACCAGCUGAAACGGGAGGAACAACAAUUAAAAGACAAAGAGCUGGAGAGAAAGCACGAACGCGAGAUGAUGGACAAACAAAUCAAGAUGGCUGAUAAUCUUAGGGCAAUGGGCUGGAAUUUUCAAAGAAAUGGUAUGCCUACGCUACAGUGGAAACAAUGACAGAACUUUAAUAAAAAAUA
Ruditapes philippinarum (Manila clam) is the source of this 562-nucleotide messenger RNA. RefSeq lists its product as uncharacterized. NCBI's taxonomy places the organism in Eukaryota, Metazoa, Mollusca, Bivalvia, Venerida, Veneridae. The record is from RefSeq and is a predicted model, not a curated record. The coding region runs from base 150 to 542 and encodes 130 amino acids. The transcript is spliced from 4 exons.